UGUCAUCACGUUUGUCAAAAGAUACCGCCGAAAGCAUGGAAUAAAAAACACUUUAUCCAUUAAUUAUUAAGCUGACAGUCAUUUUAUUCUACUCCUUAUUUGCAUUAUACACCAUUCACAAUGUUUGCUAAAAGUUACAAGUUAAAAUCCAACAACACGUUGAAGAAUUCUGAAAAAAAAAACCUCAUCCAACGCGUUGUAGAAUCAUUCCCUGGCGUUACUGAAGAUACUGUUAAGGAAAUAGUGCCAGUAAAAUCGAACAGUAGUUGUAUGAAGGUGGUGCUGCAUUCAGGUGUCAUAGUCAACGUUUACGUGGUGGAUGGAGCUCCGAUGAUCAUAGAAGAUGAAAAAGGCAUGCUACCAACUGUCUGUGCCCUCUGGAAGGUGCCACAAUUAGUACCAACCCUGAUAAUUCACACUCCAGUAUUAUCAAAGGUAGCGGGCGGGGCGCCGUUGUACCUGCCGGGUGUUGAACGUUGGUCGGCUGGGGGCCCGGGGCGAUGGACGCGCGGCGCGGCGGUGGCGGCGUGCACGCGCGACAAUUGCGCCGCUGCCCUCGUCGGCCGCGCCACGCUCGAUCACAACGAAAUGAGACUCAUGGCUGCUGGUGUAUGUCUAGAUAUAAUUCACGUGUUCGGCGACCAACUGUGCAAGGACAUCAAAUUCAACAAAAUAGAGAGGCCUAAAUUAGGAACCGCCUCUUAUCCUGAGGAAGACAUCGCCGAACUCGCGACCGAGCUGAGUGAGAUGACCGUUCAUCCAUUGAAAGAAGAGUGGCCUAGCCUCAUUCCCACUCCUGCCCCCUCUCUUACGGCUACCCCUGUCCCCCAUCAACCCCGCCUCAUCACAGAACACCCGCCGCAGGAACCUGAUGAGGACAAUCAACAAUUACACGACAAAACUAACAUAGAUGAUGGUGAUGCUGAAGAUGGGAACAAAGUGCAGGAUAUUCCAUUAGACAUGGAUGGAUUGCUGCACUGGUGCUUGCUGAGUUUCCUUAAACUGAAUGGGAAACGAAUAGAACUACCGUUGAAAACCAACCUUUUGUACAAAAAUCACCUUAUGCCGCUUUGCCCGGCUGAUAGGACCCUUGACAUAAAAAAAUCCAGUUACAAGAAAUUAGGCAAGUUUCUGGAGGCUAUGCAGCAGGAAGGCCUGGUGGAGGUGCGCGAGAUAGAGAAGGGUGUAUCCGCGCUGGUAGCGCUUCAUCUCGCUCACCCACAGGUGCGCGCGCACUCGCCGCCUGCGCCCGUUCCCGCUCCGGCGUCCGUCCCGCCCCCGCCCGGCGGUUACGUACCGCCGCGGAUCAUGGAGGUGUACUGCCUUACCGCGGCUGCUGUCGAUAUCUUCCCUGAACACAAGAAGGGCACCGUGUUGGACGCGGAGAUGAUACGCUCUGGCGUGUCGCAAUACGUGCGAGCCAAAUCGCUGCAGACACAACAACGUAUAAAACUAGAUAACACGCUAGCCAAGAUACUGCACAAAAACGCAGAGGAGGUGGUCCCGUGGGACGAGGUGAUGCGCGGCGUGCAAGCCGUCCUCACCGCCGCCACCCUCCUGGAGGAUGACGGCGGCACCAAGCUCAUCCGCUCCAGGCUGCCACCGGUCACCAUGACCGUGGCCACGCGAGCCGGGAACAAGAAGGUGACCCUGGUCUCUAACCUAGAAGCGUUCGGGUUCAGACUUGGGCAGUUGACGCAUGAGGUCCAGCAGCAGGCCGCCGCCGCCGCCUCCGUCACGCGCUCGCCCGGUUCCAAGCACGACCAGCUCAUGUUGCAAGGAGACCAGACUCAUUUUAUAGCGAAACUCCUGAUAGAAAAGUAUGGCCUACCCAAGAAAUAUUUGGAAGGAGCUGACAAAGCACUAAAGAAGAAAAAAUGAUUAAUAAUACAAUGAGACAUUCUAAAAUUUUAUGAAAAUGAGUGAUCUAUAGUGGUGAUUACUAAAUAAAACAAACUUUUGCAGU
Diatraea saccharalis (sugarcane borer) is the source of this 1966-nucleotide messenger RNA. The record is from the annotation of a GenBank genome assembly. NCBI's taxonomy places the organism in Eukaryota, Metazoa, Arthropoda, Insecta, Lepidoptera, Crambidae.